This is a messenger RNA of Gadus chalcogrammus (walleye pollock), 2666 nucleotides long. RefSeq lists its product as uncharacterized. The record is from RefSeq and is a predicted model, not a curated record. NCBI's taxonomy places the organism in Eukaryota, Metazoa, Chordata, Actinopteri, Gadiformes, Gadidae. The transcript has 2 exons. Gene Ontology annotation, molecular function: DNA binding. The coding region runs from base 356 to 943 and encodes 195 amino acids.
GCGACGGGGGUUAAAAAAAACAAAAACACACGAGGUAUUUCUGGACAACGGCGAAAGCCUCGUUGAUCGAAGUAAAUGCGAGCCAGAUUAAGCGGAACCGAGCUGUCCCGCUCCGAACCGAACCGUUCCGCUCGGUGGAAACGAGGCUCUAUUAUCAGUACUCCUCCGUUGGGAUACCAAGAAAUUGAGCUGAAAGGUGGAGCUAAACACUGCCGUCCGUUGAUUGGGCGAUAUAAUCGUCACUUUCGGGCGACAGUGGAUAACUACAAACAAAACCAUUGCCAGCGAGGUAUCUCUUUUGCUAUCCGAUCCGUUCCGCACCCUGCACUGGAAACGCGCCAUCUGGACAACGGAAAUGUUACCCAAAGGUUCGGCUUGGACGAACCGGGAGCUGGAAACGUUCCUCUGCAUCUUAGGGGAGGAAGAAGUGCAGACGGAGCUGCAUGGGUCGGUGAGGAAUGCAAAGGUCUUCCAGCUGGUAUCCGAUAAAUUGUUGGAUGCGGGUUUCGAGAGGAACCCCGAGCAGUGUCGCCAGAAAUCCAAGAAGCUCCGGGUCGAUUACCGGAAGGUGAAAGAACAAAACAACAGGAGUGGCGACAAGGGGAAGACGUGGAAAUGGUUUAACAUGAUGGACGCUAUCUACGGACACCAACUGGAGAGUAAAGGAAAAGAGAUCGACACGGCCACCUCCUUGCUGGAAUCCAAGUUAGAGCCUAUUGCCACCUCGCUACCAAGUGCAGUAAGAAGGCGAGCGACGAAGGCCUUGAGUCAGGAUUCGGCCAUCUGUCAGUGUCCAAGCCUCUCCACCCGAUUACAGGAUCCCAAUCCCACGGAGGUCUUUCUUCUGAGUCUUGCCCCCAUGCUCCAGUCCCUCGAACCCGAGAAGCUUUCAGAUACGAAAAUACAAAUUAUGACUUUGAUUCACCAAGCAAAAUUUAAUUAAAAGUAUUUCACACAUGGCAAGUUCCCUUUCUCCACACAAACAUACCCUACCAAAUUCAUACGAGAAUGAAACGCGUCUACUUUAAUUCCAGGUCCGUAGUUCCCUAGUAAGUAUAGGUAUCAAUUAACAAGAAGCCUAUGUCUUUGACAUUUAUAAAAAAAUAAUGGAUCUAUAGGCCCACCCUAAAGUGUAUGGGAAUGCCCAAAACCAUUAAAUUAACCAGAUCCUCUUUUGACAAUUGUAUAAUCACCAUUCAACUGUUUUCACACAAACUGCAGAGUUGUUUAACCCUUUUUGAGAAACCCUUAGGGUGCACUCACACUAGGCUAUCUGGCCGUGGCCGUUGGCCGUUUUCACACCUAACCGUGCUCAACUGGCCCCAUUAUUCUCUGGCCUGCACUCACACUAGGCCAUCUGGCCGUGGCCGUUGGCCGUCGCAACUGUGGCCUGGCCACGGUAGGCUCUUGUACAUACGUCGUAACACAUCAUCACCAAGCGUCCGCUGCAUGGACCAUAAUAAAGUCUGCCGCCAGUCAGAGUUUUUUGUCAACAAUGGACAACAACACAGAUAACACAGUUCGCACUUUGCUGAGUCUGUUGCUUAUUUGGAGCCGUUCUCAGAUAGAGCCCACUCUCACUGCUGUUUUUUUCGAGUACGCCAAUUAGCGUAAACAUCGCUUGACGCCAUGUUUACCGUUUAAUGGGAAAGAAGGCUUGUCGCCUUAAUUAUGUCCAUGGUCGUCGCAUGGACUUGACGUCAUCCAGCUCAGGUUGCGUAGCCUUGUGUGUGCGCGUGUCGGCUCAUUAGCAUCUGUGCCGUGUUGGCCCGUACCGUAGCAGCACACCUCUCCCAAGUGGCCAACCUGGCCUGGCCUGGCCAGACUGGCCACACUCAUACUGGCAGAUUUGAGCACGGUUAGGUGUGAAAACGGCCACGGCCAAAUGGCCUAGUCACUAGUGUGAGUGCAACCUAAUAUACAGCAGGAAAACAGGUGUUCAUUUUGAAACAGCCAAUAGAUAUUCAGGACUCUAGACAGCUUAAAUUAAAUUGUAUUUGCAUAGCCCUUAAUCACCAUACAAGUUUUAAAGGACUUAACAGGCCAAAUAUUUAUGACACCGCCCAACACAAGCCCCCAAAAGGGCAAGACAACUCCCUUGAUCAGCAAGGAAGAAAUCUUGAGAAGGAAUGCAGAGUGAGGGAGGGAUCACUCCUUCCAGGGAUGGUCAGGAGUACGAUGGGUGCCAUAAUUGACAUACAUUCCAUACAGGCAAAACAUGAUGGGGUGCUGGCAGGUUAACCACAAGGAGGGUCCAGGGUGCUCAUUUAUCAACCGUACUUACGCACUGAUUUGUGCAUAAGGAGUGCAACAACGCAUACUUUGUGUUGCCACACAAAGUAUGGAAUUUACCAAAGUGAAUGUGUGUUAAUAUAAGCACAGCUCUUGCCAUGCUUAAGAACAUUAUCUAGAGGUCGAAUAAUGUUAUUAGAAGCAAAAUACAAUGCAUUUAAGAGGGUCAACGUAUGCCUUAAGGCAAUAAACAUCCACAUAUGUCCCAUGUUUCCUUUAAUAAGAAAACAUUCAAUUUCUGCAUUGUCUAAUUUUCAACGGAAAAAUUAAGUGUAGGUUAACGUCAAAUUAUCUUUUUCCUGUACAGCAAGCUUUCUUUUAUUUGUAAUGCCUCCUGCACUAAGCGAGAUUAAAGUAACUGUGGUUUAAUUCAA